Messenger RNA from Penicillium cinerascens, 606 nucleotides. RefSeq lists its product as uncharacterized. The transcript has a single exon. The record is from RefSeq and is a predicted model, not a curated record. Lineage: Eukaryota; Fungi; Ascomycota; Eurotiomycetes; Eurotiales; Aspergillaceae. The coding region runs from base 1 to 606 and encodes 201 amino acids.
AUGUUGUCGUCCACCAACAGUUCAUACUCCUCCAGCAACUGCUCCUCCGACCCUCACCUGCCCUACCAAGACCAGCAGCCGCUCUCCACACUAUCGCUGGGCUCACAACAUCCUCGAAGAUCCCCAAUGCCUCCCAAAUACCCUCGGUUUUACGCCUCUCCCGUGGACGACGGUUCCGAGAACCCGGUGCAGGUCUAUGGACUCGAGCAGCGCGAACCUUCGAUUUACGAAAAGCCGAAACUGCUGCGCCGAGUCUCACACGCACUAGACGACAUCAAGGAGGAUUUUGCCUUCCAGCUGGAUGCCCGCGAGGCUGCCAACAAAAUCAAGCGCCGCUCGACGUUCUUCCUGGAUCCCAACUUCAGUGUCGCCGAGGCUCGCCCGGAGACUUCCGCCGGUCCCCCGCGGUCGCGGCCUAUGUCCAUCAUGUCUGUCGAGACCUGGUCUGCACCUCAGCGCCGGCUGAGCCGGCGCCUGUCUCGACGCCUGUCGAUUUUCUCAGGGCGUAAGGCCUCUGACAGCCCUCCGCUUUCCAGCAUCUCCUCCCCCAAUUUGAUCGGGUCCUCGACCCCGUAUGUUGGGGAUCGGGCGCAGGCUUUUCUCUGA